UUUUUUUAAAGUUUUAACACCCAGUUCAAAAAAACAAUCCCUGAUUUCUUCAGGCAGCCGCACAUCACAGUGCAGAACCGGCAACCACCUUCAUCGCUCGGCCACCUCCGUUUCCAACCACCACCUCACGCGUCCAAUUCGUGCAAAACAAAGUGUAGAAAAAAAUAUGCUAAGGAGAAGGCUUUCUGUUCUCUCAACUUCAAUCAUCAGAAGUUCGAUUUACAACCGAUACCCGGCUGUUCAAUUUCAACCCCUGCAACUCCCACAACCUCUCAAUCUUCAUGCAACAUUUAGUAAUCUCAAUGCACACACAAAUUUUCAAGGUUUUAGAGCUUACAGUCUUCUGAGUUUGAAUGAUCUAAGAGAUAAUGUUCCCCGAAAACAGAAGACAAGGAAAGGUCGUGGGAUUGGGUCUGGAAAGGGUAAGACCGCUGGGAGGGGUCAUAAGGGUCAGAGAGCUAGAAAAGGUUCAAAAUUGGGGUUUGAAGGAGGUCAGACCCCUCUUCGUCGUAGGAUGCCUAAACGUGGAUUCAAGAACCCGUUUAGCCUCACUUUUCAGCCAAUAGGUUUGGGAAAAAUUGCAACAUUUAUCAAUGCUGGGAAGAUAGAUUCUUCUGAACUGAUCACAAUGAAAACACUCAAGGAUGCAGGGGUACUCGGGAAGCAAAUGAAAGAUGGAGUACGAUUGAUGGGUCGUGGUUCCGAGAAGAUCCAGUGGCCAAUUCAUCUAGAGGUAUCAAGGGUCACUGUUAGGGCCAAGGAAGCAGUUGAAGCAGCUGGUGGGUCUGUCAGAAAGGUGUAUUACAAUAAGUUGGGCUUCCGGGCACUGUUGAAGCCCGAGUGGUUCGAGAAGAAAGGAAGAUUGUUGCCUAAAGCAGCUAGACCACCUCCAAAGCAAAAGGAUAAAGUCGAUAGCAUUGGUCGGCUUCCUGCCCCAACCAAGCCAAUUCCAUUUUUAGUUGAAGCAAGCAAGGAUCUUCCAGUAAACCAGCUGAGUUAAAUAACUAAUAUGUUUAGUACCUUUUUUCUGGAAUCUGUAAUCCUUUUUCAUGUAAGUAGUUUGAUUCAAAAGGUUUUUAUGUAGUCUCUUGCAUGUCCUUGUAGUUCAUUGAUAAUAGAUCAAAUAAUUUCAUUUUGGGACAGAUGAAAAGAGGGAAUCUUAAGGCGUCUGAUGAAUGUAACAGAUUUUCAUGAAUAUCUCAACAUACUUUUUUCAUCUUA
Messenger RNA from Cicer arietinum (chickpea), 1221 nucleotides. RefSeq lists its product as uncharacterized. NCBI's taxonomy places the organism in Eukaryota, Viridiplantae, Streptophyta, Magnoliopsida, Fabales, Fabaceae. Gene Ontology annotation, cellular component: mitochondrial large ribosomal subunit. The record is from RefSeq and is a predicted model, not a curated record. Gene Ontology annotation, biological process: translation. Gene Ontology annotation, molecular function: structural constituent of ribosome.